CGUCAGCAAUGUUUGUCAAUUUGCCAAUUUGGAAAGAAAGUAUAGGGUAAGCCGCCAUCAUAUGACAGGCACCAGCCACCUGCUCAUGUCAUGCUAAUCCUCCGCCACAAAGCUUCAGCCGCUUAAUAUCAACUGGCUAGUACACGCCCGAUGACUCCUUACCCGGGGCCGACUCAUCGAACUCCGAACUAGAAGAGAGGGCGUGCGACAAGUUGAGAAAUGAAGGGCAAUGACGUCGACUUGCAUUGGCACGCUUGGGCACGAUGCCAGAGCGCCUCACAAUAAGGUUAUUCCGCCGACUCUUGGCGUCAAUGUUGGCCCUGAGCCUGUGUCACUCGACUUUCCCCCUUUAGAGAAGGGGAAGGAGGAGGAGGAGGCGAAUGAGCCAUUACCACCCUCUUCAGUGUUGUCACCGCAGGACGGUACGGACAGUGCAGACUGUGUAAGUAGCACCAACAUCUCAUCAUCCUUAACUCCGGACAGCGAACGGGCUGUGAUCUGCCGUGCAGGGCGCCUGUGCACAGUUACGGUAGCAAUCACCGGGUCGGAACUAAUGUGUGCACACCCACCCAUCAUCUUGGCGCGCACUACUAAAUAUGCACAGUCGAAUUCGGGAAAAAAGGGUCCAAGUUGGCCCAAUCGUUGGGAGGUUCUGCGGCGUGGCGGCGGCGUCGUUUCUUUGGCGACGGACCCCCGGUUCGUAUUCGUACACGGCCAGAAAUGGAUAUUGGAUCGGUCGCCCGAGCACAUCGACACGCCCAUUAGUCAUCUGAAGAGCGGUCAAUAUCAAUUGGCCAUGCGUAGACGAAUUGGCCAAUGGGUUUGCUGCGUGGAGCUCCGAGGGAGCCGACGAUAAAACACCAUCGACGGCGGCAGCCGAGCGCAUCAGGGGAGCCAUGUGGUUACGAAACAGCGGAUAGGAACUCCGGUCUCCAUCAUUGAUGAUUCACGCGAUGGAGUCAUCGUGAUUAUUGAUACUCGUAUCCCGUGUACACACAGUAGUUGUUUUGCCCCAAAUUGCGCAGGUAUGGUUUCUAUGCAUGUAGGAUGGGGAGGAUGCAAAAGGCACCUGACGAGGCGACUGGCCGAAUACGAGUGACUGUCUAUCCAGACUUGCCCGGAGUGACAGGACUCGCGUGUUGUCAAGUGGGGUGCGCUUGUUG
This is a messenger RNA of Ilyonectria robusta, 1163 nucleotides long. RefSeq lists its product as uncharacterized. The coding region runs from base 230 to 856 and encodes 208 amino acids. The record is from RefSeq and is a predicted model, not a curated record. NCBI's taxonomy places the organism in Eukaryota, Fungi, Ascomycota, Sordariomycetes, Hypocreales, Nectriaceae. The transcript has a single exon.